Molecule: messenger RNA, 560 nt
Organism: Clarias gariepinus (North African catfish)
Lineage: Eukaryota; Metazoa; Chordata; Actinopteri; Siluriformes; Clariidae
Exons: 3
Coding region: 187-447 (86 amino acids)
Biological process (GO): intracellular iron ion homeostasis
Cellular component (GO): nucleus; cytosol
Molecular function (GO): 2 iron, 2 sulfur cluster binding
Source: RefSeq, a predicted model, not a curated record
CUAUGUAGUGCUCUUACACAGGGAUCAGAGAGGCGUUUAGAAUUCGGCCUACGCUUGUUUUCGAAAGUUUCACACUCGCCUGCGUUUGAUCCUGCCCCCUUUACUCAACCUUUAGUGAAGCGGAAGCCUUGUUCUUUUUAAUAUAUUCAAUUUCCCCUUUAAUUUCAGACUCUAUUUUAAGAAGACAUGGCAAUUACCACGGAUUAUAUUCGAGAAAAGCUGAUAGCAGAAAUUGGUGCAGUACACGUGGAAGUCGAAGACACUUCUCCCAAUAGAUGUGCUACGAGUUUUAAGGUGCUUGUAGUGUCACCCCAGUUUGAAGGAAAGCCACUGUUGCAGAGACACAGACUGGUGAACGCUUGUCUUGCUACUGAGCUGAAGGAGAUACAUGCAUUUGAGCAGAAGACCUUAACACCGGAACAGUGGGAAAAGCAGAAACAGCAAUGAUGUCCUGUAGAUACAUAUCCAGUGUUUGGCACCUCCAAUACUAACGUUUGAUUGAUGUUUGCUUUAUAUAAGUAUAUAAGUAACAAGAAAUAAAUCUCAACUUACCAUUUUAA